GCCCUUCACACAGGAUCUUUGACUCGAGAUCCAAUCAUGAACGGGGGAAUAUCCAUCCAUUCCAGCCGCAGCGCGCGUUGACCCACCGCAAUGCACGCACGCGCCGCCGUUUGAUGGUGACGAAUCAUCUCGGCGUGCCAAAAUUUCCAAUUUAUUUUUUUUUUGUUCAUGAUCUAUUCAUCUCAUUUUUAUCACCAGGUUUUCCAUGGAGAUCAUUGUGGUUUUCCCGCGAAAUCCUUCUUCUCGUCGGGCGAUUCGCCGCUAAUAUCAACUCUAUCCUUCUCCAAAUUUUUCUUUUUUUUUCCCAGUGGUGGUGUUACACUGACAGCUCGCUCGCCAGUUGACGCUUCCACGGAAGGCGCAGCAGAGUAGCCGGCUAAGCCGCCGCCGCCAUGCGUUCCUCCGCCCGCGGCCGCGGCCGCCUCCUGCUGCUCCUCCUCCUCGCCGCCGGUGCGCCGGCGGCGCCGGCGGCGGCGGAGGUGGCCACCUGCAAGGCGUGGCUGGUGCAGUCCAUCCCCACCGACAUGCCCCACCUGCGGCGCGUCCCCGGUGUCCUCUCCACUGCGGAUGUGCUGCAAUGGCUAUCUGGGAAUGCUACAAAAAGCCUGGAUGUCCUUGCUCAAUACUGGCAGUUCUUAGCUCAACCUAAGAACCCUAAAUCAGGCGAUUAUGGGUACUCUGAGAGUGAAAUGGUAAGGUUCGGAGCUGACAAGGGGCAACGGGUUUAUAAGGCACUGGAGAAAGCUGCAGAUCGUAAGAUCAAAAUCAGGAUUGUGCAACACUCUGGAUUUGCGCCUGAUUUUGACAAAGAGAGUGCUGAUCUCGCUGCAGGAAGACCAAAUGUACAAAAUGUAACCUUACUUUUUGGUGAUUGGUGGGGCUCUGGUGUUGUGCAUGCAAAAGUGUGGAUAUCUGACAAAAAGGAUGUGUAUAUUGGAUCUGCAAACAACGAUUGGAAAUCCCUUAGUCAGGUGAAAGAGCUUGGGAUUUAUUUUGCUGAUUGUCCACAGAUAGCAAAAACUGUGGAAAUAUACUUUCAAAAUCUUUGGAAACUUUCAACUCUCAACUCAACUGCUUACACCAAAGUUGCCUGGGACAAGCAAUGGCAAGCUUUUAGAAAAGUGCCAUGCUGGUCACAUUUUCUAAAACCAGAAGAAAGAUGCAGGUCACCUCUUCCACCCUCUGUUGAUGUCCCAUAUGUGGAUGGCUAUCCGUCACUUGCCAAUCCUAAAAUGCUUGAUUUUUCAUUUGAAACCCCUGGGUAUAAGAGCUCUACUAAGGAACACCACUUGAGCUAUCUUUCAUAUGCUCCUCCUGAGCUUUCAUUUGACAAGUUCCAGGCAGAUGAGCAGGGUUGGCUUGACACCAUCAAGUCUGUCAAAUUCGGGGGAGUGGUGCGGAUAAGUACUAUGGACUGGCUGGGACAGUCGCAAUAUGCAACUCAAACAGUGUUCUGGCCAUCCUUGUCAUCAGCAAUAUCAGAGGUAAUAUUCUCAAAGAAUGCAACUGUAAGGAUCCUCGUAGCCUACUGGACGCACUUCAUCCCGAACACCGAAAAGUACUUGAAGAGCCUUCUAUACUCAAACAUCCUCUGCACAUCUUCCAGCUACAACCACUGCAUGGGCAAGGUUGAGAUCAAAUACUAUGUGGUUCCUGGGUACAACAAGACCGGACCUGCAUUGGCGCAAGGCGCUGCGACGGGGAAUCGCUACCCUGAUUUCACCCGGGUGAACCAUGGCAAGUACGCCGUCAGCGAUGUGAGGGCGAACAUCGGCACCAGCAACCUCAUCUGGGAUUACUUCUACACCACAGCCGGUGUCAGCUUCGGAACAUACAGCCCCGCCAUUGUUUCGCAGCUGCAGGAUAUCUUUGAUGCAGAUUGGUUUUCUCCAUACACUGUACCUGUAAAACCACUGGAAGCAUCUGCAUAAUAUCAGGUGAUCAUUUCAGUUAGGAGUAGGUCUUUUUUCACUUAUUGCCAAUAAAGAACGUCACGGAGUGAGCUGGACAGUUGCAGGACAGAAACGCCAUUCAACAGGAGAUCACAUGCAUCAACAACAUUAGGAGUUUCACUGCUCGUUUUUGUCAAGAAUCUGCAGAUAUUUUUUUUUCGUUUCUCCAAUAAGUUAGUUUACAGAAAUUUUACUUCCCAGAUGAGAAGUGUAAACUUUCAGAAAACAUUGUACAAGUGUAAAUUUUACUACCUCUUGAGCAUUGCCUCAUCUAAUCAAUUUGAGAGCAUCGAGUUUAUUCAGA
Oryza sativa Japonica Group (Japanese rice) is the source of this 2256-nucleotide messenger RNA. RefSeq lists its product as uncharacterized. Gene Ontology annotation, molecular function: catalytic activity. NCBI's taxonomy places the organism in Eukaryota, Viridiplantae, Streptophyta, Magnoliopsida, Poales, Poaceae. The record is from RefSeq and is a predicted model, not a curated record.